AUCAUUUUACAUUAUGUAAGUAUCACCUACCGUGACCAGCUUAUAUAACCACAGACAAGCCAACCACCUAGCACCUUAAUAUCUCAGACGUACGUAGUACUAAGUAAAGACCAGUUACGAGUCGUCCACCAUAAAGUUAUCAUUCGUCCAGUCGUUUCCUCCAUUUUCUAUUCCUGAUGUUCUCAGAUGAGCUCAAGACGUUCCGUCGACUAGGAUUCCGACACUUUCUGCUCCAAAUUCUCAACUUCGCCUCUGUCAUUACAUCUGGCCUUAUGCUAUGGAAAGGCCUUGGCCUGAUUCUGAACACAGAAUCUCCAAUUGUCGUUGUCCUCAGUGGCUCAAUGGAACCGGCGUUUUACCGUGGCGAUCUUCUUUUUCUUACCAACCCCCCAGGCCAACGCUACCAUACAGGUGAUAUAACAGUAUACAGGAUCCCUGGCGCCGAAAUAACCAUCGUGCACCGCGUCUUGGAGACCCAGGAUGUUUUCAUCCCAUUUGACAAUUCUACGGAGAACCGCAUCGUCAACAACAGACUAGUCAAACUCAAACCACCUCCCGGGGAACAUCAAUUGAUGCUCACGAAAGGCGACAACAAUCAUGUCGAUGACAUUGACCUCUACCGGGGCCUUGAAUGGCUCGACCGAAGACACAUCAUUGGCAAAGCUCGCGGGUUUCUUCCGUACAUUGGCUACGUGACGAUUGCCAUGAAUGAUUUCCCGCAACUUAAAUACGCACUUCUCGGAGGUCUCGGGCUCUUAGCUGUCAUACAACGGGAGUAG
Molecule: messenger RNA, 779 nt
Organism: Suillus fuscotomentosus
Lineage: Eukaryota; Fungi; Basidiomycota; Agaricomycetes; Boletales; Suillaceae
Exons: 6
Coding region: 177-779 (200 amino acids)
Cellular component (GO): signal peptidase complex; membrane
Molecular function (GO): serine-type endopeptidase activity
Source: RefSeq, a predicted model, not a curated record